CACACUUCUUCAUUCACCCACCGAGCGGCCGGCACCCCCGACGGUAGAAAACGCGCUUUAACUUGCCUCCUUCGUUUUUUCACCGCCACAGGUCAAUGAUACCGGCAUUGGCGAAAAUACAACUUUCCACACACAUCAGCGCGUUGUGUACGAGACGAGGGGUGCCGAUUCACUAAACCUGUUUUGUGGCUUUUGUCCAUUAGUGGGUCUCUAUCUCUCCCUCUCCCUCCUUUCUUCGGGUAUAUUCUCUCUCACACAAGCACACUAGCGCUGUAAAACGCAGCAGAGGCUCGAAAAUAUCUUGGAGACAGUUUUGAAAUUUCUUCUGGAAACCCAGAAGACUUUGGGGGCAGUUGGAGAAAAUUUGGAAAGUGGGUGUCUACCCAUUCAGCAUUUUAUUCUAAUUGCUCGGAAAGUGGGGAGGUAUUUUGCUGGGAAGAGCGUGUGUUUGACUAAACGCUUGAGGAAAGGAUUUUGCUUUGCUUUUGUGUUUGUAUCAAAACCCAGAAAUCAGAUCCGGAAGGGUUAUCUGGGUUUGAUUCGUUUGUGUUGUCCGAUCCAUAUCCGGAUCCUUUGUUUGGAAAUCUGAUUGUUUUUGGAUCGGAUUUCAUUAGGAUUGGACAACAAUGGAGGGUGAGAAGAAGUACAUUACUGUCGAGCAGCUGAAGCUGCACAACAAGCCUUCGGAUUUGUGGAUCUCUAUCCAGGGCAAGGUUUACAAUAUCACUGAUUGGGCGAAAGAUCACCCGGGUGGGGAUGCCAUUCUCUUCAAUAUGUCCGGCCAGGACGUCACUGAUGGAUUCAUUGCCUACCAUCCUCCGUCCGCAUGGAAGUACCUGGGAAAGUUCUUCACUGGGUACCAUCUGAAAGAUUUCGAGAUCUCGGAGGUCUCCAAGGAUUACAGGAAGCUUGCUUCCGAGUUUAACCAGCUCGGUUUGUUCGAAAACAAAGGGCAUGUGGCUCUUUACUCUGUGAUUAGUAUUCUGGUUAUGCUUUACCUUGUUGUGUAUGGUGUGUUGAAGUCUGAGAGUGUGUUGGUUCAUUUUGGUUGCGGUUGUUUGUUGGGGGUCCUCUGGGUUCAGGGUGCCUAUAUAGGGCAUGACUCUGGGCAUUACCAGGUUAUGUCGAGCCGCAGGUACAACAAAAUGGCACAAUUUCUGGCCGGAAAUUGCCUGACUGGGAUCAGCAUUGCUUGGUGGAAAUGGACUCACAAUGCCCACCACAUUGCCUGCAACAGCCUUGACUAUGAUCCCGAUCUUCAGCACAUGCCGGUGUUUGCUGUGUCCACGAAAUUCUUUCAUUCAAUAACGUCAACCUUUUAUGGAAGAGAGCUGACAUUUGAUGCUGUGGCUAGAUUUUUAGUCAGCCACCAGCAUUUUACAUAUUACCCGAUCAUGAUUGUUGGAAGGGUUAACUUGUUUAUUCAGACGUUCUUGCUACUGUUCUCCAAGAGAAGCAUCCCAGAUAGAGCUUUGAACAUAAUGGGAAUCCUUGUUUUCUGGACUUGGUUUCCUCUCCUUGUUUCGUGUCUGCCUAAUUGGAGGGAGAGGUUUAUGUUUGUGUUGGCGAGCUUUGCAGUGACAGCACUUCAGCACAUUCAGUUCACUUUGAACCAUUUCACAGGAGAUACUUAUCUUGGACCACCAACUGGGAACGAUUGGUUCGAGAAGCAGACAGCUGGUACUGUGGAUAUUUCGUGCUCGAGUUGGAUGGACUGGUUCUAUGGUGGCCUGCAGUUUCAACUUGAGCAUCAUUUGUUCCCCCGAUUACCCCGUUCCCAGCUGAGGAAGAUUUCUCCCACUGUGAAGGAACUAUGCAAGAAGCACAAUUUGCCUUACAAGAGUUUGUCCUUCUUGGAUGCCAAUGUGGCCACCAUUAGGCUGCUAAGGAAUGCUGCCCAGCAGGCUUGGGACAUGGCCCUUCCCGUCCCGAAGAACUUGGCCUGGGAAGCUGUUAAUACCCAUGGCUGAUGUUAGUCGAGGCUCAUCUAAAUACCGCCCCUGCAUUGGAGUUCUCUGUUUAUAAGUUGGGGCAUCUAGGUCUGAUGAUCAUUCUUUUUCAGCAGGUUUUUCAAUCGCUAUUUGAUAUUAUUUUGGGCAGUCUUUUUCUGAUAUUUGAUCUAUUUGUUUUCUAUGUUUAAACUAAACCUCCAUAACACGCGUUUUAAUUUUCAAUUCAUCUUCAGUUUCAUGUUGGAUCUCAAUACAAAUUUUGGAGAGUAUCUCUUCCUAUUGAUUUGUCGA
Messenger RNA from Malus domestica (apple), 2243 nucleotides. The record is from RefSeq and is a predicted model, not a curated record. Lineage: Eukaryota; Viridiplantae; Streptophyta; Magnoliopsida; Rosales; Rosaceae.